GUGCCGGGGCGUCCAUGCGCGAGCGCGGCCGGGCCAUGACGGGCAAGUCGGUGCGCGACGUGGAGCGCUACCAGGCCGUGCUGGGCAGCCUGCUGGGCGAGGACGAGAACAAGUACUGCGCCGACUGCCAGGCCAAAGGAAGUUGAGCAAGAGCUCUGAUGCAGGAAGGAAGAAGAUGCACAACUAAGUAUGACUUGCUGUCCAGAAGAAGAUUGCUCUGUUUACUCACAGUUACUUCAGUCGAGGCAGGUGGGAAAAGAAUAAAAUGCCUUGGAGUUAUAAUAAAGUACGCCCCCCUUCUGCCAGCGGCCCUUGGGGAUCAAAAGUGCCGUGCGUAUUAUUGGCUUCAGGUAACAUGUAGGCUCUGAUCUCAUGCUUACAACAGUGAUAUGAGACCACAGUAGUACGGUGGCGUACUGCAAGUAUAAUGCAAAUCAUUAAGCGUUGGCUCUACUUUGCUUUUCGCAGCCCACCAAUUUGGGGGUUAUGGAGCUGUUCUCCUCUGGCCAGAAUGGCAUCUCGUACAGUAAGUGCUUUGCAGGUAUAAGUCAGCCAUUUAAAAACACCCUGUUUCUGAGGAUUCAUGGUUGUUGGGGGCUGGAAGGCAACGUAUCCAUAAUCUGGCUAUGCUCAAAGCAACGUGGUAGUGCUUAUAUUGUCCCAAAUGAGCUAUGAUCUGCUGUUGUGUCAAGGAAGGAGUCUUACUCGAAAGCUGCCUGUCUCCUUACUAGGCUGCCGGGAUGCUUCCAUAGAAAGAGACUACUUCUAUUCAAGCUGAGGGCCUUCUAGGGACAUGGUUUUGCUUUAACAGAGUUGUAUAGUAUGGUUAUCACGAGCGGACUUGACACUCUGCAGCAGAGAUAACCGAUACAAAAGCUACACAAACUUGGACUACAGGUAAACUGUCAGGGUCAUGAUAAAAUUGUGAUGUGAUAUCAGGAGGGAUGUCUUGAAGUUUGGAUAACAAUACCGAGCUGAACUGCUUUUUGAACUACUCCCUCUGUGAGCUGCUUGCCAACAGUGGCACUUUGGUAAAUGCCUUGUACUAAACUACCAUUGGAUUAACGUGGGGGCUUUGGUGUGUUUCUGGCUCUGAACUUUUGACGACGUGUAGAUGUUGUAUUUGACUCUCUUCCCUCUCCCAAAUUCCUCCCCUCUAUUCUUCCAGUCCCAUCUUUCCCACAGGCUCCUUGGAUCCAGUAUCGCUGAUGGCAGAAUGGCAGGUUCCUUCUCAGGGGGAGUUCCCCAGCGAUGACCCUUCUCCAGCUCUGCUGUGUCCACUCAUCAGCUUAAGGUUGCCCCUGUCAUCAUCGUCCUCCUCCUCCUGGUUUGUCUGAGUACCCCUCUCCUUUGUCUUGUGAGGACUCUACCCUCCGUUCCAUUUGAAAUCCUGCCCCUCCUGUAUAACUCAUUGCCAGCGAGAUGCGAAACCUUACCUUUGCAUUAUUGUUCCUUUCUAACAUAACAUAGAUUGUUUCCAGAGCAGGUCUCAGUUCUCCAUUCUGGGUAUUUGCUUGCUCUUGGUACAGUCGUUCUCACUUCUCUCUUGGGAGGGUUAGCACAUGUUUUAAGCAUCUGUAAGUAACUGAGUCAAUGCACUACACAAAUAAGGAGCCCUCUUACUAGCAGCUAGAAGCUGCACUUCCCUUGCAGUGCCUAUUCUGAAAGAUGCUGUGUUUGUCCUUCUGUCACUUGAACCUGAAUUUAAUUUUUGGAAUCCUGUGCGUCAGAUUUAUCUCCUUGCAUUGGUGGCCGUGCUAUUUGGGCACAUGUCUGUAUCGAGCUCGCUACUAUUCCCCUCCCUGCUCCCCUCCCCAAACUUGCUAAUAGUUUUACUGUAGCAGUGUGUUUCAGGAAAAAAAGUGUGGUUUUUAAGCAUACCCUGCAGCAUUUGCAAUCCAAAUGUGCCAGUACAUGAGGACCGGAAGGAGAAAACAGUGAGCCAUUGCAUAUAUACCGCGCUGCCAAAGCUGGAACAUAGCAAACAAGUUGCAGGUCACUUCCCUAGGAAGAUUCCCCUAGAAUAGGUUUUGAUGCAGGACAAAAUAACUGCACACAACUCUACAAUUAGUUAUAGAAACUGUAUGCUUCACUGUAGAAGGAGAUGGGAAGACCCUGGUGAAAACUAGACCAGGGGUGGUUGAGAAGUGCCCUAGUAGGAAGGUGAAAAAGCAAGAUGGUAAAACAGUCUGGGUGGAACCAGAAGGGCAAGGGGAUAGUUUUUAGUGACACAAAGGAGGGAAGCCAGCAGUCACCUUUUUCCUUUAGGUGAAGAUGAGAGCCGGUUUCCUCUUACUCUGUUCCUUGCCACUCUGACUCCGCCUAAGCUUGUCUGACUACCAGCUUGCCUGCCUUAUUGACACCAGCAUCCUUGGUCUUGUUAGUACCUCUGACUUAACCAGCAGGGCCACGAUGGGCAUCCUGGAAUAUCGGAGUGUUCAUUUGUAUCCGCUGCGCUGGGAUCCAUCGCAACCUAGGAGUUCACAUUUCCAGGGUCAAGUCUGUGAAUCUCGACCAAUGGACACAAGAACAGAUACAGUGCAUGCAGGAGAUGGGGAACGGAAAGGCAAACCGUCUGUAUGAAGCCUACCUGCCAGAGAACUUCAGGCGACCUCAGACAGAUCAAGCUGUGGAGGGCUUCAUUCGGGAUAAAUAUGAAAAGAAGAAAUACAUGGACCGAAGUAUCGAUAUCGGCAUUUUCAGGAAAGAAAAGGAUGACAAAUGGAAGAGGAGUGGCGAGCCAGCAUCAGAGAAGAAACUGGAGCCCAUAAUCUUUGAGAAAGUGAAAAUGCCUCAAAAGAAAGAAGAAACGCAACAAGCCAGGAAAAGUCCCCCGAAAUCAACUGAACCUGUAGUGGACUUGUUGGGACUUGAUGCUCCUGUGACCAGCACUGUUCCAAAUGGCAGGCCUAGCAGUUUAGAAAAGGAUCUUGACCUCUUUGCCUCUGUGGGAUCAAACUCUGUCUCUGACUCCAGAAAGGUCGUUGGUUCCAUGCCAUCAGCGGGAAGUGCUGGGUCUGUUCCUGAAAACUUGAAUUUGUUUCCUGAGCCAGGGAGCAAAGUGGAGGAGAUAGGAAAGAAACAGCUCUCCAAGGACUCUAUCCUUUCUCUCUAUGGUUCCCAGGCACCUCAGAUGCCCGCUCAAGGUGCAAUGUUCAUGGCCCCUGCUCAGGUGACGUACCCUGCAGCCGCGUACAGUGGUUUUCCAGGCGUCACUCCACCCAGCAACAUGAUGGGAGGCAUGAUGGCACCGCCCGUAGGAAUGAUGCCACAGCCUGGCGCUGCAGGGAUGGUGACUCCUAUGGCCAUACCAGCUGGAUAUGUAGGUAGCAUGCAGGCAGCCGUCAUCGGUGUUCCCAACGGCAUGAUGGCCACGCAGCAAGCUGGGUACGUAGCGGGCAUGGCAGCAGUACCGCAGCCAGUGUAUGGCGUGCAACCAGCACAGCAGCUGCAGUGGAACCUAGCUCAGAUGACCCAGCAGAUGGCUGGGAUGAACUUUUAUGGCGCUAAUGGCAUGAUGGGAUAUGGACAGUCAAUGGGCGGAGGAAGUGCCCAGGGAAGCAAUCAAACCCUCAGCACUCAGAUGUGGAAAUAACCCCCCCUGCGUUCUGACCACUUCUCUGCCUUCGUUCUUGUUUUUUUUUUUUUAACUGCUCCAUGAGACAUUCAGGGUUUUGGGGGUUUUUUUUCCCUUUCUGAUGCUCUGCUCAGCCUGAGCCUCUCUUUCCAUAACUGAGACCCAUCUCUGCCUUGUUUGCUGUCAAUGCUACAGCGAAACAACAGUGGCCAGAACACCACUUGCAGCUCCCCUGCACUCUGCACAGUCAAUGCACGCUCGGAGGAGCCAUCUCUUCCCCCUUGAGCACAGGCACACGGCUUCACUAAUGCUUCUGGGAUCGUCUCUGCAUUCAGAGAAAAGGACGUCCUGGAGAAAUUGUGACUGAAAUAGUGGAUUAAGUAUUUAGUACUGUCUGCACUUACAGGCCUUUUUAGAAAUCACUUAAGCAGUGGUACUAGGUGGGGCAGGGGGCGGGUGGCUAAUGAGGGAAAGCCUUUAUUUGGUGCUGAGGAACGGGAUUUUAAUACAACCCAAACCCUGAGGGGCAAGAGAGUCUUGCCACCUGUGUUUUUUUUUCUUUUCUUCUUUGCUGUGGAGUUGUCUGGAGCUGAGGCCUUGCUGGGCUUGGCUGGUCAACCGUCAUUGGAACCAAAGUCAUUUCGAAGGCCCCUGCUGUGAGCUAGCGGGAUCUCCCACGGCGCGGGGCACAAACCGUUGGGAAUGUGAAACUUGCACUUCUUCAGAGUGGCUUUUUUUUUUUUUCCCCCCUGUCUAAUGUGGUGUUGAUGUAUUUAAAAUGAGCAAGCAAACUUUUAAUGAACUAACCAAGAGAAUUUAAUUUAUCGAGGGCCAAGAGCUUGUCGUAAAGCUUUUUCUUACACUUUAAAAAGUGAUUCUGACAUCCUAAUUUAUACUUUUUUUCAUAUCGCUUUUUUUUUUUUGUUUGUUUCGUUUUGUUCCUAUGUAAUCCCAGUUCCUGGCUAUCUCUUGACCUUCUGGUCUCUAAGUAUAGAAAAGUGGGUGCGUCAGACUCUUUCUUUUCUUUCCAUCCCAUCCACAUCCCUAGAAAACAUUCGCUUGAAAGACUUCAUCAGUGUGAAAUAAAAAAAAAAAGUGAGACGCUCUCGGUUUACUUUAUCCUGUGUAUAUGUAAAUUCCUUAAUAAAAUAUUGCAGUGAAACAUCA
Messenger RNA from Alligator sinensis (Chinese alligator), 4744 nucleotides. It is a transcript of the gene SMAP2, whose product is annotated as small ArfGAP2. Gene Ontology annotation, molecular function: GTPase activator activity. The transcript is spliced from 11 exons. Lineage: Eukaryota; Metazoa; Chordata; Crocodylia; Alligatoridae. The record is from RefSeq and is a predicted model, not a curated record. The coding region runs from base 2543 to 3595 and encodes 350 amino acids.